Molecule: messenger RNA, 2678 nt
Organism: Manduca sexta (tobacco hornworm)
Lineage: Eukaryota; Metazoa; Arthropoda; Insecta; Lepidoptera; Sphingidae
Gene: bs
Product: serum response factor homolog
Exons: 7
Coding region: 149-1360 (403 amino acids)
Biological process (GO): positive regulation of transcription by RNA polymerase II
Molecular function (GO): DNA-binding transcription factor activity, RNA polymerase II-specific; protein dimerization activity; RNA polymerase II cis-regulatory region sequence-specific DNA binding
Source: RefSeq, a predicted model, not a curated record
CGCGAAGUCAGUCGCGGUCCGAGCGGCCGAGCCGGCAGUCCCGCCCUCGGUGCUUUCGCGCGUUCGCUCAGUCUCCGUUCGACGUUCGGACGGUGAGGUGUGCCAGCGCGUGCGCGCACCGGUUACUGUGGCGUACUGCGAGGUGAUCAUGGACGCGCCCGGCGGAGCGCGGGAGCCCCGCUUCGGGUCGCCGUACAACAUGGGCCUGUUGGGAGAGAUGCCGGACAUGUACGGCGCGGGGCGAGCCGGCGCGCUGGGUGCGGGCGCCGGCCCGCUGCGGCCGGGCAUGCAGCCGUGUCCCAUGCCGCGACAGGCGGUCAAGCGGCCCUCCGACCAGUGCUACGACGAGCGGCCCUCGCAGAGCGUGGCCUUGGACCACUGCCCCAUGCCUGACAUCGCCGACGACGGCUAUGCUUCGUUGCAGCCCAAGAAGUCGCCCCCCUCAAACGGCAAGAAGACCAAGGGUCGCGUCAAGAUCAAAAUGGAGUACAUAGACAACAAGCUGCGCCGGUACACCACCUUCUCCAAGAGGAAGACCGGCAUUAUGAAGAAGGCAUACGAGCUGUCGACGCUAACGGGCACACAAGUGAUGUUACUGGUCGCGUCGGAGACGGGCCACGUGUACACGUUCGCCACGAGGAAACUGCAGCCGAUGAUCACGUCUGACUCGGGCAAGCGGCUCAUCCAGACCUGCCUCAACUCGCCCGACCCGCCCACCACGAGCGAGCAGCGCAUGGCGGCCACCGGCUUCGAGGAAACCGAGCUCACUUAUAACGUAGUAGACGAGGAUAUGAAGAAACUGGAAUCGACGUUGCUAGCUAAAAGGAGAAAGGACGAGCCAGCGUCAUCAGGCGACAGCGGGGACGAGAGCGGCAGCGAGCCCGAGUCCCCUAGCGAAAAACUCAUGCAAGUCCACAAGCAGGAGUGGGCCUGCAACGACGACAGAGGAGAAGCUAAGAGAGAAGUCCAACCAGAUCCGGCGGCGUCCACCUCCGCGACCACCCAAGAAGCCGACAGCAGUAAGCCAGGCCAGCCGGCCAUGCCGAAGCUCUUGUCCAAACUCGGCUUGCCCGGAGGAGCUAUGCUGUACCACUCCGGAAUGCUCGCCGGGCUGGACGGCAUCGGGAAUAAUCUAGGAAUGGGCAACCUGGCGAUGGGAUAUCCACACAGCUUUAUACUGGGACUUGCUAAUCAGGGGCAGGAAGGUGCUUCAUCAUCAACCCAGCCCCAGUUCAUCACCAUCCCGCUGACGAUGGCAAUGGCCGCGGGGGGUCAGGGUCCCGCAGCAAACGGGUGUCCCGUCAGCGCGUCCAGUGACGACAGCAGUGAGCUCCAGGACCUCAGCACUGGGAGAAAGUGACCUUUGAACUCAUGAAACCGUGUGAAGGCUGCGAAAUUAAUCAUAUCUUAUGAUCAUUUAUAACUCUUAUAAUUUACGUACCAAAGUUACUCUCAAUUGAUAAACGCGUACUAUUAACGACGUACAACGUAGAUAUAAACGUAUGGACGUAAAGACGGAGUCAUGAUACUAGCGAGUAGCGAGUGAUUUUUAUGUUGGAGAUAAAUGGCGGAAACAUAUGCGUAAUUUAGAAAAUUUUGUAUUAUGGUUGUCAAAUUAAUUUAAUAAAAGUAAAUUAAAUAAUUAAGCGAAUGGGAAAUAAUGGCCAGUAUUGCCAAAAGUAAUUAAAAUGCAAUUAUAUAAAAGCAAAAGCUCUUAUCGCACUACGACAAUAAUAGGUAGAUAAUGUUUUAUUUCAUAAUAUUUGUAUAAAAGUUAAAAAAAAUCACUCGCUACUUAAAUAUUGAUUUCCUAAAGAUAUUUAAUAAACUGUUAUCACCUUACAUUGUUAGACUCAGUAUAGUUCAUACAACAUUAUGCUUUAUGCUUGCCGAGUAAGUUUGUAAUUCGUUAGUAAAUUACAUUUCACUAUGCUAGCGAGAGAAAUACUAAAUUUGUAAAAAGCGGUAUUCUUAUUUAUUAUAUAUGUAAGUAGACGUUAUUGUUUGUAUCGAAAAUAACAAUAUAUAGCGUAUUUUUGUACGAAACAAAUUAAUAUUCACCAGUGAGCUGUUAUUGCUUAGUUUUUAGAUUGUAAUAUCAAUUAAACACUUGUUUUAAGUGCAUUUUAUGUUACAGGUUCCCUUUUUUUCUAGAUUACGUUCACCUAAGGUAAUAUUUCAUUUUUAGUUUUAAUUAUCUACCUUAUCAUGUGUGGUGUAAGAAACGGAUUUACGCGGUUGGUUGAAUGUUGUCACUGAUCUUUCUCGAAGGUUCUCCCAUAGAUAAUUUAUGUAGAUGUGUCUUUUAUCAGUUUGUAAUGAAAGUUAUCGCGAAUUGAGAUAAUGGCCAAACAUAUCCCAAGACAAACGUGAAGGAACGUUAGAAAUCAUAUCAAUAAGAAACAUCCCUGUACUUAACGUCAACAGCCUUCGAAAAAGAGUAUCAACAACAUAAUCGCUCCGCUCGUGCGCUCCCGCUGCCCGCUGCCAGCAUGACCGCACCCUUACGCCACACUCGGACGUUACGACAACGCAUUUAUUGUCUCUAUUGUCAGUAUUUCGUUAUCUUAGUACAUUUCCUAGCGUUCGAACAUGUGUAACAUUAUGUUUUUGUCUUACUAUAAUAAAAUGUUCCUUUUUCGUUUAAUUUCUUUUUCAUAAUAAAAUUAUAAUAAAUA